CCAACCACAUCCUGCACCUUUCUCUUCCCACACCACCUAACCCCAUCAAGAUGAAGUCCUGCGUUGUAGCCGCUGCCUGCGUGGCCGGAGCCCAAGCCUUCGUGGCACCCAGCGCAUUUAACGGCGCCGCCGUGGCCACCCCGGCCAAGUCGUCCUCGGCCAUGAAGAUGUCGUUCGAGUCGGAGAUCGGCGCGCAGCCCCCCCUCGGAUUCUGGGACCCGCUCGGCCUCCUCGAGGACGCGGACCAGGAGCGGUUCGAGCGCCUCCGGUACGUGGAGGUGAAGCACGGGCGCAUUGCUAUGCUCGCCAUCGCCGGUCACCUGACCCAGCAGAACACCCGGCUCCCCGGCAUGCUGUCGAACUCGGCGAACCUGUCGUUUGCGGACAUGCCGAACGGCGUGGCCGCUCUGUCGAAGAUCCCCCCGGCGGGCCUCGCCCAGAUCUUCGCGUUCAUCGGCUUCCUUGAGCUGGCUGUGAUGAAGAACGUGGAGGGCUCAUUCCCCGGAGACUUCACCCUGGGCGGCAACCCGUUCGGGUCCUCGUGGGACGCGAUGUCGGAGGAGACCCAGGCGUCGAAGCGCGCGAUCGAGCUGAACAACGGGCGCGCGGCACAGAUGGGCAUCCUGGCCCUGAUGGUGCACGAGGAGCUGAACAACAAGCCGUACGUGAUCAACGACCUCCUCGGCGCGGGAUACACCUUCAACUAGAUUUCUAAACAGAUUGUCUUGGAUGCUUGGUCCAUGGGCUGUGCCCCGGCAUUCAUGAAAUGGCCGUUUAUGAAACAGCUUACUCGUAUCGCGAAGCCCACACGCCCCCGCCACCUUCGCUUACUCCGUUUUCUGCCCACCACAUCCUAAACCUUUCUUUUCCCGCACCACCACCUCACAUCAAGAUGAAGUCCUGUGUUGUAGCCGUUGCCUGCGUGGCCGGAGCCCAAGCCUUCGUGGCACCCAGCGCGUUCAACGGCGCCGCCGUGGCCACCCCGGCCAAGUCGUCCUCGGCCAUGAAGAUGUCGUUCGAGUCGGAGAUCGGCGCGCAGCCCCCCCUCGGAUUCUGGGACCCGCUCGGCCUCCUCGAGGACGCGGACCAGGAGCGGUUCGAGCGCCUCCGGUACGUGGAGGUGAAGCACGGGCGCAUUGCUAUGCUCGCCAUCGCCGGUCACCUGACCCAGCAGAACACCCGGCUCCCCGGCAUGCUCUCGAACUCGGCGAACCUGUCGUUCGCGGACAUGCCGAACGGCGUGGCCGCUCUGUCUAAGAUCCCCCCGGCGGGCCUCGCCCAGAUCUUCGCGUUCAUCGGCUUCCUUGAGCUGGCUGUGAUGAAGAACGUGGAGGGCUCGUUCCCUGGAGACUUCACCCUGGGCGGCAACCCGUUCGGGUCCUCGUGGGACGCGAUGUCGGAGGAGACCCAGGCAUCGAAGCGCGCGAUCGAGCUGAACAACGGGCGCGCGGCACAGAUGGGCAUCCUGGCCCUGAUGGUGCACGAGGAGCUGAACAACAAGCCGUACGUGAUCAACGACCUCCUUGGCGCGGGAUACACCUUCAACUAGAUUUCUAGUCCGUGCGUCGUUCAGACCUUUUGCACCGGUUUUGUUGCUGGGCGCGCUUUUGUGAAUAGCGGUGACGUGUUGUGACUAUGUUUUAUUGUUUUUUUGUUUAGAAUUCUGCGAUGGGGGGAGGGGGAGCCUCUUCUUUCCUAGACCGAGAACCGGAUGAUGCUUUGGCGCCGCGGCGUUCUAUUUUCAUUUAGGCUCAUAGAAGCGGUGUCAUGUCGACGGAUGUAGAAAAUACCGACCGUGUAUUCCGUGGUUGGUUCGUGCGGUGCACCGUCGUGCGUGAGGCUUGCGGUUACUGUUCGGAGGCGAGGGUGCUAGGAGAUUGGGGCCCAUGUUGUUGGUGUUUUGUGUCAACUGCGCCUGGCGUUGCGACACUUGACAUUGUGGAUGGCGCCGGUAGAUGCUGUUGCCCGUUUUGCUCUGUUGGUUUUGUCGAGUCGUCGUGUCAGGCUUGACCAUGAUGCGUACACUGGAGAGGCGUGCUGCGUCGACACCUCUUUGAACUGAACUGGUGUAUGUGAAUGAAAGCAACACUUUGAACCGAACACCCAAACAAGCUUGCACUGCUGCUGUGCUUGCAAUUGCUGUCGAUGUGUUUUUGAUUGGUGUAGCCUGUCGAUGAUGUGUAGCACAUCUCCUGCAGAUGCACCAGCACGUGAGGAGGAUUUGACUGAGAACAGAGUGUCCUUGGAUGUUUGAUCCAUGGGCUGUGCCCUGCCAUUCACGAAUCGACCGUUUGUGAAACAGCUUACUCAUCA
This is a messenger RNA of Ectocarpus siliculosus, 2313 nucleotides long. The record is from the annotation of a GenBank genome assembly. NCBI's taxonomy places the organism in Eukaryota, Phaeophyceae, Ectocarpales, Ectocarpaceae.